Alligator mississippiensis (American alligator) is the source of this 2913-nucleotide messenger RNA. It is a transcript of the gene SLC6A9, whose product is annotated as solute carrier family 6 member 9. The record is from RefSeq and is a predicted model, not a curated record. Gene Ontology annotation, molecular function: glycine:sodium symporter activity. Gene Ontology annotation, biological process: synaptic transmission, glycinergic; glycine import across plasma membrane; sodium ion transmembrane transport. The transcript has 14 exons. The coding region runs from base 178 to 2091 and encodes 637 amino acids. NCBI's taxonomy places the organism in Eukaryota, Metazoa, Chordata, Crocodylia, Alligatoridae. Gene Ontology annotation, cellular component: plasma membrane.
CGCAGCGCCCCGCACCGCCCGCCCGCCCCGGCGCCGGGACCCGCAGCGCGGCCGCGAUCGAGCCGGGAUCGGGGCCAUGGAGCGGCUUCCCGCUGAGGACUGACCCGUGCCAGGCCCGCGUCUCCGCGCCAGCCGGGCGCCAGCCAGCGGGACGGACAGCAGCGACUGGCCCCCGCCAUGGCCGAUAAGAGCAGCGAGGGGCUGCUGAACGGCGCGGUGCCCGGGGAGGAGGCCAAGCGGGACGAGAACAUCAGGCGCGGGAACUGGGGCAACCAGAUCGAGUUCGUGCUGACCAGCGUGGGCUACGCCGUGGGGCUCGGCAAUGUCUGGCGCUUCCCCUACCUCUGCUACCGCAACGGCGGGGGUGCCUUCAUGUUCCCCUACUUCAUCAUGCUGGUGUUCUGCGGCAUCCCACUCUUCUUCAUGGAGCUCUCCUUUGGGCAGUUCGCCAGCCAGGGCUGCCUCGGCGUCUGGAAGGUCUGCCCCAUCUUCAAAGGCGUGGGCUGCGGGAUGAUGGUCGUCUCCACCUACAUCGGCAUCUACUACAACGUGGUGAUCUGCGUCGCCUUCUACUACUUCUUCGCCUCCAUGACGCGGGUGCUGCCCUGGACCUACUGCGGCAACGCCUGGAACACGGGCGACUGUGCCGGUGUCCUGGACGCUGCCAGCAACCGCUCAGGCCCCCUGCCCACCCACAACUUCACCCGCCUGCUCAACCACACGCUCAAGCGCACCAGCCCCAGCGAGGAGUACUGGAGGCGGUACGUGCUGCAGCUGUCGGACGACAUCGGGCAGUUGGGUGAGGUGCGGCUGCCGCUGCUGGGCUGCCUCGGCGUCUCCUGGGUUGUUGUCUUCCUCUGCCUCAUCAAGGGCGUCAAGUCAUCCGGAAAAGUGGUGUACUUCACAGCCACCUUCCCCUACGUGGUGCUCACCAUCCUCUUCGUGCGCGGCAUCACGCUGGAUGGCGCCGUCAGCGGCAUCACCUACUACCUGAUGCCCCAGUGGGACAAGAUCCUGGAUGCCAAGGUGUGGGGCGAUGCCGCCUCCCAGAUCUUCUACUCGCUGGGCUGCGCCUGGGGCGGGCUCAUCACCAUGGCCUCCUACAACAAGUUCCACAACAACUGCUACAGGGACAGCAUCAUCAUCAGCAUCACCAACUGCGCCACCAGCGUCUACGCCGGCUUCGUCAUCUUCUCCAUCCUGGGCUUCAUGGCGCAUCACCUGGGCGUGGACGUGUCGCGUGUGGCUGACCACGGCCCUGGUCUGGCCUUCGUGGCCUACCCCGAGGCUCUGACCCUGCUGCCCAUCUCGCCCCUUUGGUCCAUCCUCUUCUUCUUCAUGCUCAUCCUGUUGGGGCUGGGCACACAGUUCUGCCUGCUGGAGACGCUGGUCACGGCCAUCGUGGAUGAGAUCGGCAACGAGUGGAUCCUGCGGCGCAAAACCCUGGUGACGCUGGGCGUAGCAGUAGUUGGCUUCCUGCUGGGCAUCCCGCUCACCACCCAGGCCGGGAUUUACUGGCUGCUGCUGAUGGACAACUACGCCGCCAGCUUCUCCCUGGUCGUCAUCUCCUGCAUCAUGUGUGUCGCCAUCAUGUACGUCUACGGGCACCGUAACUACUUCAAGGACAUCGAGAUGAUGCUGGGCUUCCCGCCCCCGCUCUUCUUCCAGAUCUGCUGGCGCUUCUUCUCCCCGGCCAUCAUCUUCUUCAUCCUGGUGUUCACGGUGAUCCAGUACCGGCCCAUCGCCUACAACGACUACGUCUACCCGGGCUGGGCCGUGGCCGUCGGCUUCCUCAUGGCGCUGUCCUCCGUGCUCUGCAUCCCCGCCUACGCCCUGUAUCGCAUCUGCCGCGCCGACGGCAGCACCCUGUUGCAGCGCGUGAAGAACGCCACGCGGCCCAGCCGGGACUGGGGCCCGGCGCUGCCCGAGCACCGCAGCGGGCGCUAUGCCCCGGCCCUCGGCCCUGCCACCGAGUCGGCGCUAGAGGUGCAACUGCUGCACCCCGAGAAGGUGCGGAGCGAGGACGCCGGCCUGGCCCGGCCCCUGCCGGGCAGCAAGGGCUCGGCCCACAGCCAGGACUCCAAACUGUGACCGGCGCCGGCUCCGGCCCCGGCUCCGUUGCCAUUCCGGUUCCCCGUGGUGUCCGUUAACCCUUGUGUUUACAUAACUCCCGCCCGCGGGGCUGGGACCAUGGCACCAGCCCCCCACCCUGCGCUGGCGAGGCAGGGGCUCGGCUGCUGCUGGCAGGGGUGCGGGGCCGUGCCCCGGCGGGACCCCCACACCCCGUGGCCGGAGCGGGGGGAGGUGGAUGCCAGCCCCGUGCAGCCAGGAGGCCUCGGCAUGGGCUGGGGCUGCCGGCUGGCCUGGGCCCCCGGGAGCUAGGGGGUCGUGGGGGGCUCUUAUGCACUUAAGGGGGGGGUCACUGCAUGCUGGCAGGGCCAGGCUGAUGCCAGCUGGGCUUGUGCCCGCAGCCUGCUGCCCCCCGCACAGUGAGGGAGGGGGUUGGGGGGGCAACGCGGUGCUCGGGGAGGCGUCAGAAGCACUUUACAGUCCAGCACUUGGUAUGAGGCGCGUCCAGACCGACCCGGGGGGAGUGGGGGGGGCAGUCCCAUGGUGCUAGGGGGGGUGGGGGGUAGCCAGGGCAUCUCCUCCCCCCCCAACCCACACAAGCUGCUGCUAACGAGAAGCACAAGAGGGGACCAGGCCGUGGGGCUGGCCGACCACCUCCAGCAGCAGGCAGCUCCUCCAACCUGUAUUGGGGGGGUGGGGUCUGCGUGCAACGGCAGCCCCCCCCCACGUCCCCCUCCCGGCUCCCGCAUGGCGCCCGGCCCCACCCGCCCGUCUAGUCGGUAGCAAUAAGGGCCGCGCCGCGGCGGUCCCGUUCCCUCGCCUUUAAUGAAACAGAUCUUCCCA